This is a messenger RNA of Trichoderma virens Gv29-8, 1476 nucleotides long. RefSeq lists its product as uncharacterized. The record is from RefSeq and is a predicted model, not a curated record. Gene Ontology annotation, molecular function: DNA-binding transcription factor activity, RNA polymerase II-specific; RNA polymerase II cis-regulatory region sequence-specific DNA binding. Lineage: Eukaryota; Fungi; Ascomycota; Sordariomycetes; Hypocreales; Hypocreaceae. Gene Ontology annotation, biological process: regulation of transcription by RNA polymerase II. The transcript is spliced from 5 exons. Bases 1 to 1476 code for a protein of 491 amino acids. Gene Ontology annotation, cellular component: nucleus.
AUGGCUCUCGCAGCUCAACAGCAGACCCAGGGCAACUGGACUCGUUGGCCUCAGCAGAUUCCACAAAGUUUUCCCAUUAUGAGCUCAUCUGAAUUCAUGCCAUAUGACCCUAGAGUCCAAGCUAGCAGUCAGAUGCAGCGCCAGAUGUCUUCCCAGUACCUGAUGGACUCGAAUUAUAACCAGCCCCCAAUGCCAACCGACUCGUCUCCUCAGUACCAACAUCCUAGCGCAUUUUCCUACAUGGCAUAUCAGAGUCCGCCGCCAUCAACACCACUUGGUUCUCCGUUCAAGACCGAAUUUCCCGAGCAUCAACUUGCUCGUUAUCAACCUUACUCUCCUAUAUCGAGGAGGGGAUCAGUUUCCUCGACUGCUACCAGGUCUUCUACGGGCCCCGGCACUCCCAGCUCUGCCGCUUCGAGUCCUGACUCUCUAAGCCCUGCCACUCCAGCCCCCUUGGUUGCGAGUCAAGUCAUCAACUCCAAGACCCUUAUUUAUAAUGAGACGAUUCGUCCAGCCGACAAAAUCGACUUCAGAACCGAAGUUGACGAGCUCAUGAAAGCCAUUCAGAAGACACAGACUACCGAUGAGUGUCAGCAAACUCUCACACCUGUGCAGACACCAAAAGCUGGUGCAUCGGAUGCCCCCGUACUCCGCACUCAAGGUGGGAAGCCUAAAAAGCUGUGGUUCUGUGACGGACCCAACUGUGGCAAAGCCUUUGUCCAGAAAACCCACCGCGAUAUUCAUCGGCGUACUCACACCGGCCAAAGGCCAUACGUCUGCGACAAGCCAAACUGUGGUCUUACUUUUUCGCAGCGCGGAAAUCUCAAAACUCACAUACGCCGUCAUACGGGCGAAAAGCCAUUCGCUUGUAAAAAAUGCGGCAAAUCCUUUGCUCAGAGAGGAAAUCUUCGCUCUCAUGAAGAGACUCAUAAGGGUCUCAAGCCGUUUAUUUGCCGACUUGACGAUUGCAAUAAAUCGUUUUCCCAGCUGGGCAACAUGAAGACUCACCAAAACAACUUUCACAAAUCAACGCUCCAAAAACUCACCCAGAUGUUUGCGCAAUUCUCUGAGAGUAGCGAGGUGCCUGACAACUACCACGACCUGUUCGAAUACUUUCAGCAGCACUACAAGAAUAGCAACAAAGGGAUAAAGGGCCGAGGCAAGACUCGCGCCGUGGCCGCUCGCGGGCCUCAAGAUGCUGCUUAUGGAAAUGCUAAGUCUCCGGUAACUACACAACCCAAGACUCCUGCUACAGUCCAGAUGGCUCAGAUGGUUAUGCCAGCUCAAGACCUAAGGAUGCCCCAUGGUAGACCUCCACCAUACGUCACACCUCAGGGAUCCGUCAGUACUUUGAACCUUGUGCUGCGCAAUCCCAUUGCGUCUUUUGAUCACUAUGGACCAACAUCUCCUCCGACCAUCUACGAGAUGGGUCUCUCCAAAUGGGGACCUGAAAACGCCUAUACCAAGAAUCAUUAA